This is a messenger RNA of Symbiodinium sp. CCMP2456, 4254 nucleotides long. The record is from the annotation of a GenBank genome assembly. Lineage: Eukaryota; Dinophyceae; Suessiales; Symbiodiniaceae.
AUGUCUCUCGCUGCCGUGCAUGCGACGGCACCUCUCGGUGGCUGGUGCCCUCUGGCGAGUGAUUGCCCGGUGCAGCAACAGGAGAAAGACGCAUUGCAGCUGAGCCUGAAAAGCUCAGUCAAGGCAUCAGAAUUCCUCUGGCUAUCUUUCGUCCGGAAUACUUGGCUAGACGAGGCUGAGAGCAGACACUUUCACCUUCUAGAAAUCAUGCGGCAGUUGGACUGCCUCUUGACGCUCGACUUGUGCCAUGUGAACAUGCCAGAGUUUGCCAGCAACUUCAACGAUCUUUGCACCAAUUUCAAGAAGGCUCUGCACGUACUGCCAGAAAUCCGUCCGAUCUCUGACUCAGAGGAGGAUCUCUUCGCGAUGGCGUCUAAGAUGCUGCCGGAUCAUCCAUGCUUCGUGAAUGAUCAUCUGAAAAUCUAUCCCGAGCUGCAUGACCUCCUGCGGCAUGCUGUUUACCUUGAUGUAGGAGUCAUCGACGACAGUUUCCCGAUUGUUCGUGUCCCUCGCGCAACGGUGCUGCUGAGCCCCAGCAAUGUCUGCGGGAGAGAAGACCUGCUGUGGUGGUAUGCGUCGCCACGGCUGGAGGAGAGCAUGGCUCAAGAUGCUUUUCUAGCAUUAACCAGUCACAGCUCAAGAAGAGCACGUUGGGUGAUCAACGUUGGAGCUGGAGACGGCGACUGCAUCCACGAUGCAAUACGCCAGGACGGCCGCUACGAACGUGGUCCUGAAGACGGUAACGAUCCAGCCAACUGCCUGCUUCUGGCUCUGCAGGAUGUGCGUGGAAUUCUUUUCGAAGGCGAUCAGGAGGCCCACGUGGCACUUCAACGCCUGCAUGAAUCACGUGCAGGCGUGAAGCUAGAGCUCGAGCCUGCGACACCACGCAGCAUGAUGACAGCGGUGGAGGAGUUUCGGCACACAGAGAUGGACUAUCCCGCCUCGGCUUCCGACCUAUUGCUGGCAAAGGUGGACGUGGAUAACUGUGAUUGCUGCUUUGUCGAGGCACUCCUCAAACAGCAGCCAGAUGGACCACCGUUGCUUCCGAUGCUGAUCCAUGUCGAGGUCCACUCCUUCAUUCCACCGCCUAUUGUUUUCAGACCUUUCAAUUUCACAGAAGGUGUUGGCGAUUCCCUGUUAGAGCUUAGCCAGGACAAGGGGCGCAGAGGGCAUUUUCUUCACUGCUCUCUUUCAGCCUUCACCGAGCUCCUUUUUCCGUUGGGCUACCAGUUGGGGCAGCUGAUUGGAUUUGAUGCUGUCUUUAUCCACAGGAGCGCGAUGGCAAGAAGCGUUCAUGCAGACGCCCACGAUGUUUUGCAUGGAAGUCGGGUCGAAGCUUUAUGGUAUGGGUGUCAUUUUUGCCACCCACUACGUGUUGCCAGCCCAGUCGAUGCACACUACUUCGCUGAGUUCCGCUACGACUACAGGCGCUGGAAUGACCCAGAGGUUUCAGCAUCCGUCCGCAUGGAGGAGAUACGCAGCUACCUGGAUUUGUGGAAGGUGCCACGGUCGACCUACGCUCUCUACGACUGUUUGUGGGUAUGCCCUCCCCCAGUUCCCCUUGCGGCAAUGUCGGUCCAGAGGUGGGCGCUUGAGAGUUGGGUUCUGGUGGCGACGGGACUGAAUGCGGGAGCAAAGUUAGGUUGCUUCGCCAUGGUCCCUCUUUCUCGCUACCUCGAGUGUCACUUCGAGCGGCAGAGAAGCAUCAAAUUCCGAGUCGUGCUCGGCCAGGGAAGCGGCCCGUCGCCAGAGGCGUGGCGCGACUUCCGGGCCCAGCUCAUCGCCCGCGAGGAGGCGGAAGCUACUGGCCGCGAGAGGCGAACCGUGGCCCCAAAGAAUGCGCAGCUCUUGCGGAGUCAGAGUGAGGAGCUUUGGAAUGAGUACAUGAACGGUGUCUGGGCGCACGUUGCUCCGGUAGAGGUGGGCGGACUGCUCUGCCGCAGCCCACUUCCUGCUCAGAUCACCUGGUUGAUGCGCCAGAACAGCAGCGACUUUCUCUGGGCUCGACGGCUUCGAGAGCGGAUCCUCCAGGAGCUGCCGGAGGUCUCCGGUCGGCAACCUGAGGAGCUCUUUGAGACCUGGUCGCAAAACACGAUGUUCUGUUACAAGGUAGCUGACAAGCUGACAGAAACGGCUCUGCUAGAAAUAGCUGCCAGCGCGAAGCAGAAUGGAAUUGACAUGCGCUCUCUGGAUGAUGCAGGCCGUGAGCUGGUGAUGCUGUACGGAAGCAUGGAGCGCACCUGGCAGUCGGUGUGCCUGGUGCUUCAAGCCGCUUCCACCAGUUGCGCUGCACAGGCCGUCGCCAUAAAUCGUCCAUUCGCCAGGUCGGUGGACGACGCCUUGGCGCGGUUCCUCCUCUUCGGUUCCCCGGCUGCUGCCAGUGACCCGCUCAGCGAAGAGGAGCAGAGGGAUCAGCAGAGGCUUCAGUACCGCUUUCUCGAAGCUUUUGGCGACAACGCUGCAGUUUACAUUGGCGGUCCGGAGAUGCAGAGUGCACCAGGACUUCUGAUCCACGGCUUUGAGCUUGAAGGGUCAUCGGAGCUGGCACCGGGAACUCGCAUCUACCAAGGAGGUGUCGAGGCUGCAAUCGACGGGAUACUUGCUGGAAGGUACUCCCCUCUAGAUUUCCGCUGGUUCGUUGGCCGACACCUGGACCUGCGCACGGACGACUUCGCAUGGAUCUCCAUGGCUUCUGCACGGCCGUUGACGUUGAAGCAAUGCCUGGGUCUGCCGAAGCCGCUGUGGCACGAGGUGAUGGAGCUCUGCGGUGGGGAGUAUUCCGAUCUCAGCCGUGUGGAGCUUGUGCAGCGUGCGGACUUGGACGAGGACGUCCGAAAUGGCGACGAAGAAGAUGACUCCAGAAAUGCUCUGCGUGCUGGACGCCAGCGAUCGCAAAGUAAUCGGCGGCAGAGCAACACGGUCAGGACAGUCGCUGACCUGAUGCGGAAUUGGCGCACCUACGCCGCGGAGGAUACGAAGAAGGACCAGGAGCCGAGCGACGGACGGCAGCUGCUGCAAGCCAGCGAACAAGGUUCUGACUUCGCCCUUCACAGCAAGGUGCUUUCAGGCUUGGGUGCUCUUGGAGAGCGUCUGCACGACGAGCUGGACCUGACUUUUAAGGAGACACGCCAAGUGGAGCCUUAUGAUUGGGACUCUUCCGGCGCCGUUGGGGACGCCGAGCUCGAAGCAGCUGUCCGCACGGGCGAGGAGGUGACGAUAUCGUUGGAGAUGUUGGGCACAGUGCGCACGCAGUACGGAAAGCGAAUCCUUGAAGCCAUGGCAUUUCGGGACGAGAUUUGUGCCGACGUGGGAUUGCCGACUUACUUUCCGUUCGAUCAGAGUGUCCUUUCGCAACACUUGCCUGUGAAAAGCAACGCCAUCUCAUAUGCGCCCUGGUGGGUGUCAGAGACCAGCAACGAGCACCUUGGAAAUCGUGGAAGUUUUGUCUUCUCAGAGAGUGCCCGGCCAGAACUCCUGGCAUCGAAGUUCCGCGUUGCCUUGAACCUCUUGACCGACCCUCUGCUGCCUCUCGUGGCACCCCUGCCAGCUUUGCCCCUGUCAGCUCCGACCCCGAGGGUGCCACCGGUUUGGACACGGCCGCAGCCGGCUCCUGGCGUCGUGAGGUCCAAGCAACAUGAGCUCGCCGAAGCGGAGACGAUGAACGGGCCAGAGCUUGACCCAGCUCUGAGCUCACCGCGGGUCACGAAGGCGAGAGGCCAGGGACAGCCGAAGCGUGGUGCGAGACGGAGCUCCAUGAAGAGCAUGAAGAAGGCUUUGGACUUCACUUUCACGGUGGUGUUCACAGGCUACGAUCAUGAGAAGCAUGCUGAGUUUGAGCUGGUUCCGCGUUUGAUUGGUAAACGCGGCUGCAACAUGUUGCCUAUCCAGAACAUCGGUGCGGCCGCGCGGGUGUGUGGGCGAGGCAGCGGCUACAAGGAAGUCCACACUGCUGAUGGGCAAACCGUUGAGAGAGACGAGACACUCCAGCUUGCCGUCGCCUGCCGCACGAGCGAGAUGCACGACGCAGCCCUUCGUCUCGUCCAGCCUCUUCUCAAUGACCUCUCGCAUCACUUCCGUCGUUUCUGCCGAAAGAAAGAACUCGAGUGCCCCGACCUGUACAUCCUGGCUGCCAAACAGGCUCCCUGCCUGCCUUGCCUGGACAGCGGCAGCAUCGCCGGAAGGCGUGAGUCGUGCCGCCUGCAGAUGGCAGACAUCGCUAAGCUCCGUCAUGAGCUGAGCAGGGUUGUCCUCUGA